CCUGGCAACAACCACACAUGCAGGCGCUUGUUUUGUCACUGAACGUCAACACUAUUUCAACCGUAGGUGCGCCAUAUCAUCUUAUAAACAAGAGGGCGUACUCACAUAAACGGACCACCUCUACCGCCGCGUCUGUAGCUGCGCUUCCGUGUUUACACACCCACAAACCAGGAGGAGGACUAGCUAGCCCUAUGUUUACCGAGCGAGCUCAGAGCGGGGGGUAUAGAAAGUGACACUGUCACACACGGGAGGCUUAUUGUAUGGUCCUAAAUAGAUAAUUUCAGGUUCCACGAUUGCAUUUUACAGCGGCAUGUUCACUCGAAGGGGCCAUGGAGACAUCAAGAAAUCUACACAGAAAGUUCUGGACCCAAAGAAGGAUGUACUGACUCGACUGAAACACCUCCGGUCACUGUUAGACAUCAGCGAGAAGAGUGAGCUGAAGACCUUCUUCGAGAGUAACUGUUCUCAGAUUUAUUUUAUCUUCUAUGAAAAUUUCAUCACACUGGAAAGCAACUUAAAGCAAAAAGGGAACAAAUCUCAAAGGGAAGAGCUGGACUCCAUCCUCUUUAUUUUUGAAAAAAUCCUACAACUUCUGCCAGAGAAAAUCUACAGCCGAUGGCAGUUCCACAGUAUAGGUUCUAUCCUGAAAAAGCUUUUGCACACUGGAAACUCAUUCAAGAUCCGUGGCGAGGGGAUCCGUCUCUUCCUGCUGUGGCUGCAGGCCCUGAGGGACAACUGUGCCGAGGAGCAGCUGCUGGUGUUCGCCUGCCUGGUGCCUGGGUUCCCCGCCGUGCCCUCCACCCGGGGGCCCUGCACCCUGGACACCAUCAUCUACAACCCCUUCUCCAGCCCCCCCGACGCCAAGGUGGUCCCUGAAGAGAUCACCCCGCUGGUCCCCGCCCUGCCUGGGGAGAAGGUGGCCGACGACCAGACCUGCCACGUCCUGCAGACCCUCCUCAAGUUCAUGGUGACCCAGGCUUCCAGCUUGGAAUGGAAGAACAAAGACACCCAAGACACAGGCUUCAGGUUUCUCUUCAGCCUGUUCAAGAAGUACUACCUUCCACACCUCUUCCCCUCCUUCACCAAACUCACCAACCUCUACAAGCCUCUACUGGACCUCCCCCACCACAGACCAAAGCCCCUGUACGUGCCGGUGACGCGGAACAACGAGAGCACCUUCUGCACCCGGGACCAGUACCUGGCGCCCCGCGUGGCCUUCAUCACCUGGCUGGUCACCUUCUUCCUGGAGAAGAAGUACGUCAGCUCCGCGGCCGCCGUGCCCAGCGCCAAGAACGGCACCGAGGUCAUCCCCAAACUCAUCCAGACUGUGACUGCAGGCAGUAGCAGCCAGGAGAAGGAGCGGGAGAGGGACAAGGAGAAGGGGGCAGGGGCCGGUGGAGGUGGAGGGGGGGGGGGAGGAGGUGAGGGGGAGCCCAACGGCCCCGCGGGGGAGCCGGAGAAGAGCCACUCCAACAGCAGCACCCUGUCGGACCGGCGGGCCAGCGACUCCAGCCUGUGCAGCAUCGAGGAGGAGCAGCGCUACGUGUACGAGAUGGUGCACGCCAUCCUGCUCUCCACCCGCGACAACGUCAACUUUGUCAACGAGGUCUUCCACCAGGCGUUCCUACUGCCGUCGUGCGAGGCGUCGGCCACCCGGAAGGUGAUCAAGGUGUACCGGAAGUGGAUCCUGCAGGAGAAGCCCAGCUUCAUGACGGAGCCGGACAAGAUCAGCCAGGAGGACGAGGUGGACGCCGUCCCCCAGCCGCCCCCCGUCAGAGAGACCCCCACCGCCUGUCCACCGGUGGCAGAAGUCCCCGGUCACAAGCGGACGUCCAGCUGGGGGAGAACCUACUCCUUCAGCAGCGCCAUCAGCCGGGGCUCCAUGACGGAGCAGCAGAACCAUGACAUCAAGGCUGGCGUCCAGUCCACCCUGCAGGUGUUUCUGACCAAUUCGUCCAACGUGUUCCUCCUGGAGCCCUGCCAGGACGUGGCCAAGCUGCUGGACAACCAGGUGGAGGUGUGCAAGGGCGUGCUCAGCAUCUACCGCCACAUGAUCAUGGAGCACACCAUGAACACGCAGACAUGGGAGCAGAUGCUGCAGGUGCUGCUGAGGAUUACGGAGGCGGUGAUGAAGAGGCCGCAGGAAGACCAGCGGAAGGACGCCUUCGCAGAGAGCUUAGCAGCCAUACUGUUCAGGACCAUCAUCGUGGCGUGGGUGCGGGCCAACCUGUGCGUGUUCAUCUCGCGGGAGCUGUGGGACGAGCUGCUGGCCGUGCUGUCCUCCCUCACGGCCUGGGACGAGCUGGUGGCCGAGUGGGCGGGCAUCAUGGACUCCCUGACGGCCGUGCUGGCGCGGUCCGUCUACGGCCUGGACAUGGCCGACCUGCCGCUGGACAAGCUGAGCGAGCAGAAGGAGAAGAGGCAGAGAGGGCGAGGGGUGAUCCCGGACUCCCAGAAGGCGGCGGCGGCGGCGGCGGUGGCGCGCUCCUUCUCCCUGAGCUGGAGGAACCAGGGUGACCAGGGGGCUCACGCGGGCCAGGAGCCCAUGAGGAUCCGCUCGGCCACCACGUCCGGAGCCCCCGGCGUGGAGAAGGCCCGCAACAACGUCCGGCAGAAGGCUUCUGACGUGGAGGAGGGCCAGCUGUCGGAGUGCGGGCUGGAGGAGGAGAUGGGAGAUGGCGACAGCCCCCUACCUCGUAGCAGCAGCACCUCUGACAUCACCCAGCAGCUGGCCGACACCUUCCCCGGCCAGAAGAGGGAGCCCUCCCCAACCUCCAUUGGCUCCGACAGCAGGACGUCAGAGUGCAGCAGGAGAGAGAGCAGCGAGCCUCCUGUGAUCCUGAUCCGGAGAAGCAGCAGUCCGGUGGAGCUCGACAGCACUUCCGAAGGACAGACCAAUCACAUACGGCCCCAGCUCCGAGAGAAAAGCGAGAGCAUCAGCAGCGACACGUCCAACGGCUGCCCCGCGGACGCCGAGGCCGCCUGGCAGACGUGGCAGGCCUACGAGGAGGAGGCCGACAACCAGUCCACGCAGUCGGCCCACAUGGACGUCACGGCGGACCCCCAGAACCAGAGGAACCUGCUUCUCAGCCAGGAGGCCCUGGCAGGUUCUGAUUGUCCCCUCCUCGCUCGCCCUGCGCCCCUCUCCCAGCACAACCUUUAUCUCACUCACAACUAUCAUCAUCCCAACCUCCACCACCACCACCACCAUCAGCACCGGAACCAACACCCCAACCCUCCGUCCUCGCCGGCCCUGCUCGUGCACACCGAGUGUUCGCAGUACUGCCACCUGGAGAACUCUCUGAACAGCAGCGAGUGCCUUGCGGACGACGUCAGCAUCAUCGCCGGCGGCAGCCUGACCGGUUGGCACGCCGACUCGGCCUUUGUGCUCUGGCGAAGGAUUCUGGGUAUCAUGGGCGACGUGAACAACAUCCGCUGUCCCAAGAUACACGCCAAGGUCUUCUGCUACCUCUACGAGAUCUGGCACAAGCUGGAUAAGAUCAGGGACAACCUGGGCAUCAGCGUGGACAACCAGUCCUCGCCCCCCCGGCCGCCCUUCAUUCCCCCACUGAGGAUGCUGGCCUCCUGGCUCUUCAGGGCCACCACGUUGCCAGCAGAGUACAAAGCAGGCAAGCUCCAGGCCUACAAGCUCAUCUGUGAGAUGAUGACCAAGCAUCAGGACGUCCUCCCCAACAGCGACUUCCUGGUUCACCUCUACCACGUGAUGCACCGGGGCUUCACCAGCGACGACCAGGACAUCCUCAACACCAUGAUCCGGUCCUGCUCCCCGCGGUUCUUCUUCCUGGGCCUCCCCGGCUUUUCCAUGUUGGUGGGAGACUUCAUCACAGCAGCCGCAAGGGUCCUGAACACUGACUCACCUGAGGCUCCCCGAGCCGAGGCUCAGAUGCUGCUGGGCUCUCUGGUCUGCUUCCCCAACCUCUACCGGGGGAUUCCACUGCUGCAGACCGAGCACGUCGCCGCGGGCCACGAGGACAUCAAGGACUACCUGGUGAACAUCCUGCUGAAGGAGGCCCGCACCGAGCCCUCGGAAGGAGCCAGGUGCAUAGCGGUGUGCAGCCUGGGCCUGUGGGUGUGUGAGGAGCUGAUGCAGAAGAACAUCCACCAUCACGUGAAGGACGCCAUCAACGUGUUGGGGGUGACACUGAAGUUUGGGAACAAGGCAGUGGCCCAGGUUGCGUGUGACGUGUUUCAACUCCUGAUUUCCCACUGGAAACACCUCCAGAGGCUGGAGCCCAGUCUUCCAAAAAAGAUCAUUGAGAUCUUUGUGGCCACAAUAGCCUUUCUGUUGCCGAGCGCGGAGCACUCUGUGGUGGAGGCGGACAAAAAGCUGAUGGUGUCCCUGCUGCUGUGCCUGUUGGACUGGUGCAUGGCCGUGCCCCUGGGCCUGCUGCUGGAGGCCAUCACCAUGCCCGUGCUGGACGACCCUGCCUCCCACAAGGCCCCGCUGCUCGACUACAUCUACAGGGUGCUGCACUGCUGUGUGUCGGGGUCCAACCUGCACACGCAGCAGAGCCACUACCUGCUCAGCCUGUCGGACCUCUCCACCGACUACGAGCCCUUCCUGGUGCUGGGCCAGGUGAAGAGCACCGAGCCGCCGCACGCCCACAACAACACCGCCGACUUCGGCAGCCUGCUCACCGUGGCUGAGGAGAAGAAGCGGCGCAACAUGGAGCUGAUCCCACUGACGGCGCGCAUGGUGAUGACGCACCUGGUCAACCACCUGGGCCACCACCCGCUGAGCGGCGGGCCCGCCCUGCUGCACAGCAUGGUGAGCGAGAACCACGACAACCCCUUCGUGGAGUCGUCGGAGCUCUCCUCGGAGGUCUUCAAGAGCCCCAACCUGCAGCUGUUCGUCUUCAACGACAGCACGCUGGUGUCCUACCUGCAGAUCCCCGCCGAGCCCCCCGCCUCGGCCGGCCGGCCGCCCGCCCCCUCCGCCCAGGUGCGUGUCAUCGUGCGCGACAUCUCGGGCAAGUACUCGUGGGACGGCGCCGUGCUGUACCGCACCGAUGAGGAGGAGGGGGAAGACCCGGCUGACGCGGGGGUCUUCUCCCCUCCGCGGAAAAGGCAGCCGCCCGCCUCGCCCACGAAGGCCCCGCCGGACCCCCUUCGCUGUUCCAUCGUGGACUCUGCCUUGUUCGGCUGCUGCGAGGAGCGGGAGGAGGACGAGGGGGCGGACAUCCUGGACCGGCUCCUCGAGGAGCUGGGCCACACCAGCCCGGAGGUGCUGCCCCACGCGCAGCUCCGGCUCAACCAGCCGGCCCCCUCGCCCUGCGGCAUGAACUUGGAGCAGGAGGCGGCCAUCCUGGAGGCCGUCCUGCAGCAGACGGCGCAGGAGGAGGAGCAGGUGAGGAGGUGGGACGCCGACGUCAGCGUGCGGGCCGCCUGCCAGAAGGAGCCCGUCCACCAGGGGCCCAAAGCGCCCUUCUACUUCUGCCGGCUCCUGCUCAACGACCUGGGCAUGAACUCCUGGGACCGCAGGAAAAGUUUCCAUCUGCUGAAGAAAAACUCCAAGCUCUUGAGGGAGUUGAAGAACUUGGAUUCCAGGCAGUGUCGGGAGACGCACAAGAUCGCUGUUUUCUACAUCGGAGAAGGGCAGGAGGAUAAGUGCUCCAUCUUGUCCAACAGUGCAGGCAGUCGGGCCUAUGAGGACUUUGUAUCCGGACUGGGAUGGGAGGUGGACCUGGCCACCCACUGCGGGUUCAUGGGAGGUCUCCAGAGGAACGGCAGCACCGGCCUCACAGCACCCUACUACGCUACCUCCAACGUGGAAGCCAUCUUCCACGUGUCCACGCGCAUGCCCUCCAACUCGGAGGACUGCCUCACCAAGAAGCUGAGACACCUCGGGAACGACGAGGUGCACAUCGUGUGGUCGGAGCACACCAGGGACUACCGCCGCGGCAUCAUCCCCACCGACUUCGGCGACGUGCUGAUCAUCGUCUACCCCAUGAAGAACCACAUGUUCUUCAUCCAGAUCAUGAAGAAGCCCCAGGUUCCUUUCUUCGGCCCCCUGUUCAACGGCGCCAUUGUGACGGGUGCGCUGCUGCCCAGCGUGCUGCGGGCCACCUGUAUCAACGCCAGCAGGGCUGUCAAGUCCCGGCUCACCCUCUACCAGAGCUUGUAUCCUUCUGCGUCCCGGGGCGGCCCGUCGUGUGGCUCUGGGGCCUCUGGCUGGAGCGCGCUGGGGGGAUGGAGGGAUCCUGUGGGUGUUGUUCGGACCCUCUGCCACCCUAGCUCAGUGACUCGGUGGCAAAUGUCCAUGUGGCUAUCCAGAUUUCACGCUGUUCCUGCAUUGCUUUUUAGCAUCUUCAUUUCAGGUUCAGAAAUCUCCCAUUAUUACAAGUAAAGUAAAAACGUCUAUUGUUUAAAAAGUUAGAAGGCUGAUAUUUUAUAUAUAUUUAUAUCUAUAAAUAUACAUAAAUAUACAUUUGGCUUUCCGGUUGGACACUGUCACACACGUUGUGGUGCGACCAAUCUCUGGACAUGUGGCCGGCGUAUCAUGUAGGCCAGGGUGCACGGCUGAAUGCUGACACUGAUUAUUACGGGCUGGCUCAUUUACAUACAGCUAUCGGAGCAAGCCUGGAGUAACAUGCACUGGGC
Gadus chalcogrammus (walleye pollock) is the source of this 6621-nucleotide messenger RNA. RefSeq names its product Ral GTPase activating protein catalytic subunit alpha 2 (gene ralgapa2). Bases 311 to 6367 code for a protein of 2018 amino acids. The transcript is spliced from 38 exons. Gene Ontology annotation, molecular function: GTPase activator activity. Gene Ontology annotation, cellular component: cytoplasm; nucleus. Gene Ontology annotation, biological process: positive regulation of GTPase activity; regulation of small GTPase mediated signal transduction. The record is from RefSeq and is a predicted model, not a curated record. NCBI's taxonomy places the organism in Eukaryota, Metazoa, Chordata, Actinopteri, Gadiformes, Gadidae.